Aspergillus saccharolyticus JOP 1030-1 is the source of this 1260-nucleotide messenger RNA. RefSeq names its product zinc-binding alcohol dehydrogenase family protein. The coding region runs from base 1 to 1119 and encodes 372 amino acids. The transcript has 2 exons. NCBI's taxonomy places the organism in Eukaryota, Fungi, Ascomycota, Eurotiomycetes, Eurotiales, Aspergillaceae. The record is from RefSeq and is a predicted model, not a curated record. Gene Ontology annotation, molecular function: oxidoreductase activity, acting on NAD(P)H.
AUGACGCGCUCGAUCACCGCAGCCUGGCUCGUACGAUCCAAAGGCCACCCAUUUGAAGUACGAUCAGCACCCUACACCCAGCCAGGUGAAGGAGAGGUCGUUAUCCGAACCCAUGCCGUGGCCAUCAACCCCAUCGACUGGACCUUGCAGGGACAAGGAACCUCAUUGAUGUAUCAAUGGCUCACCUACCCCAACAUCCUGGGCACCGAUGUAGCCGGGGAGGUCGUCGAGGUUGGGCAAAAGGUCUCCACCCUACGCAUCGGAGACCGAAUCCUGGGCAAAGCCUGCGGCACGGACGAAAAGAUCAACUCGCACACGCAAGGCGGCUUCCAACUCUAUGUCGUCCUGGCUGCCCACAUGGUCUGUCCCAUCCCCACAGGGAUGUCCUACGAGGCAGCCGCCGUGCUACCCCUGGGAGUCUGCACCGCCGCGUGCGGACUGUUCGAACCCGACCAGCUCAAUCUCCAGCCCCCGCGCGCUGAUCCGGCGCCGACCGGCCAGACCGUCAUCAUCUGGGGCGGGGCCAGCAGUGUGGGAAGCUGUGCGAUCCAGCUCGCGCGAGCAGCAGGGUAUAAAGUCUUCGCGACUGCCUCCCCGAAGAACUUUGCGUUUGUGACCGAGCUCGGCGCCACUCGGGUGUUCGAUUAUCGCAGCCCGACGGUCGUCGCGGACAUGAUUGCCGCGUGUCAGGGCGAGACCCUGGCUGGGGCGCUGACUGUGGGGUCUAACGCGGGGGAUUGCUGUUUCGAUAUUCUCGCUCACUGCACCGGACCCCGGGUCAUCUCCAUGGCCGCGUAUCCUGUCCCCCAGCCACCCCCCAAGCAUCUUACAGUUCCCCGGACGGCGCUGACUUUCAUGGCUGGGAAUGUGAGGUACUGGUACAAGUCUCGCAUGCGAGGCAUCAAGUAUAGCUACAUUUUUGCCAGCACCCUGUAUCACAAUGGAGUCGGAGCCAUGCUAUUCCAGGAGUAUCUGCCCCAAGCGUUAGCGGACGGUCGGUUUCGGGCGGCCCCUGAGCCCAUGGUUUAUGGGACGGGAUUGACGGAAAUUCAAGGGGCGGUGGACUUUCACAAGUCGGGGGUGUCUGCGAAGAAGGUGGUGGUCUUGCUGAGGGAUUGAUUUAGCUGUUGGGUAAUCUUGCUUGAGGGGGUUUAUGGGCAUAUCAUCUCGAUUUUGCGUUGUUCUAAUUCAGUCCAUGUUCGCGCAUUUCUUUGAGCUUGUUCCGAUCAACACAUGUGUAUUGACUGUACUUCAAAUCUU